CUUCAGAGAGAAACCACUUUUAACAGCUUCAGAGCAACAUGAACAAUAUAUUUGUUUUUCUAUGUAUGCUGUCGAUGCCAACAACUAUUUUAACAGGCUCUCAUUCUUUCUGCAUGCUUACAACAAACAUUAAAGGACAGACUCCAUUUCCUCAAUUUAGCGUCACUUUUAAGUUGGAUGACAUCACGGUGGGACACUAUAAUUCAGAAGCUGGGACGUACAUUCCUCGAGAAAAUACUACAAAUGAAGAUAUGAGGAUUUUCUAUAUUAAUAAUGAAAUGAAGGAAUUGCAGCCUUUUCUUGAUGAAUUAAUUAAAUCUGAAAACCAAACAGAAGGUCCACUAGUGUCUCAGUUGAUGACUAUGUGUGAAGUGUCGGGCAAUGAGAAAGCUGGUAAAUUAUUUACUACGUAUGCUAUUAGAGGCUCCACUCGAGAUGAAAUGAAUUUGUUGAACAAUAAGCUUACAUAUCAGGGCACAAGAGAAUUGACAAAACUACAACUGGAGAUAAACAAGUGGGUUCUUGAGACUAUAAUCUACAAACGCUGUAUAAGAGAUCUAAAGUAUUACCUUGAUAUUAGAGGAAUACAAGUAAAAAAGAAAGUGAAACCACGAGUCAGGCUAAUUCAGAAAGCAAACUUAGAUUCUGGAGGGUUUCAUGUGAGUUGUUUGGCAACAGGAUUUUACCCCCGUCACAUUAAUCUGACCCUGUUCAGAGACGGGCAGUCUGUAGCAGAUCAUGAGAUCACUGGAGGAGAUCUGCUGCCCAAUGGUGAUGGGACGUACCAGAUGAGGAAGAGUCUGGAGAUCAGUGCUGCAGACAAACACAAAUACACCUGCUCUGCCACACACCUCAGUCUGGACAACAAACUGGACGUCCUUUUGGAGUUUGAUCAUGGGGAACCAUUUAAAUCAGUGAUUCCCUCAGUUCUGACGGUUUUGGCUCUGAUGUUGGUAUUUGGAGUGGCAGCUGCUAUAAUUGUAUGGAAAAGACGACGUGCAGAUUCAAAUAAAAGUGGUUAUUCUACUGCUUCUACAUCUGAAGAAAGCAUGCACAAAAAAUCAGAAAUUAUGUGAAUGCCAGGACACAAAGUGACACAAAUCUGUAAACCUACACAAUUUCCACUUUAAUUCACUGCUUGAGACCUUAAAUGUAAACAAUUCUAUUUCUUUCAUAACAACUCUCUGAGAGUUUAUCAUUGUAGUAUGCAUAGCAACGUUAAUGUGUUUGGUCUUGGCAGAAUAGAUUUGCUAUGCUGCUGCUGUUGCGGCAAAGCAAGUACCAAGACUUGCUACUGCCAAGACAUUCACAGACAUGCUGCUGUGAGCAAAGAAAUACUGCUGUUGCACAUAUAACCUAUACAAAAUAACUUCCAUAUAUAUCCCAGAUGAAGUCUUUAUUAAUUUGAGAGUGUUGGUAUACAC
This is a messenger RNA of Labeo rohita (rohu), 1424 nucleotides long. Its product is annotated as DLA class I histocompatibility antigen, A9/A9 alpha chain-like. The coding region runs from base 39 to 1076 and encodes 345 amino acids. NCBI's taxonomy places the organism in Eukaryota, Metazoa, Chordata, Actinopteri, Cypriniformes, Cyprinidae. Gene Ontology annotation, biological process: immune response. The record is from RefSeq and is a predicted model, not a curated record. The transcript is spliced from 7 exons. Gene Ontology annotation, cellular component: external side of plasma membrane.